GCACGCCGGAAUUGGGUUAUAAAUGGUGUCACAGCGACAGUGGCAAACCAGGACAGUAGUACACUGUUAGGACAGCGCUACGUAAUAAAGAAUAUGAAGAGUCAAUAUGGCAUCAACAGACGAAAUACUUUUAACGACAACAAUACCUGAUGAUUUCCUCAAGUGUAAAAUCUGUUUUAAUAUUUAUGAACAGCCGAAAAUCCUGCCUUGUGUCCACACGUAUUGCUCACUGUGCAUAGAAAAACUGUUCGAGACAUCUGAUGAACCAGGUUCAAUAUUGUGUCCAGAAUGUAGAGAUUUUGUCACACUUCCACGGAAAACUGUUUCUGAUCUAAAACCUAAUUUCUUAAUCAACAGUCUCAUUGAGGUUCUGAAAGUGAAGACAAACAAAGACGUGAAAUGUACGACAUGUACACUCCGUGGAAAGACUUCGCCUGCCAAAAGUCGCUGUCUGGAUUGUGGAGAUUACUUAUGUCCAAGUUGUUCUGAUGGACACAAUGCCUCUUCAGCGACUUGGAAUCACAAGAAGGUUCUCUUGCAAGACAUCAGGAGAGGAUCAUAUGACAAAGAACUGAGAAACAUCCACAGGUUAACCUGCUCAAAACACAAGGGCAGACAACUUGAGUAUUUCUGUGAGAAAUGUCAAGCACCAAUAUGUCAGGUUUGUAUUUUACUUGUACAUCGGGAUCAUAGAUGUGUACAAGUCACCGAUGCGGUUUCAAGUCAGAAGAGUCGUCUUACCAGCCACAUUAAAAAUGUAAAGGAAAAAUUGCAGAAGCUUGAAAGUGAAACGAAAAUGGCAUGCGAAAUUAUAGCAUGUGUUAAAAAACAUAAGGCUGAAGCCAUUGUUAGCACCGAAGAACAGAUAGCAGGAAUUCGAGCAGAAAUAGAACAUCACAAAGAAAAGGCAUUGGCUAUGGUGAACAGUAUAAUGAAAUACAAAAUAGAACAGCAAGAAACGCAGGUGGAAAAUACGAAUGUGAAAAUAAUCAUAGCAAAAGAUUGCCUGCAAUUUUGUGAGAAAUUGAUAGAACAAGGACAAGACGAAGAGAUGCUUUCUCUGGCGGAGACAAUCACCAAGCGUCUCCAGCAAGUGGAAUCGUUAUCAUCUCCUGAAGUGGAAGCAUUAUCUACUCCUGAAGUGGAAGCAUUAUCAUCUCCUGAAGUGGAAGAAUUAUCAUCUCCUGAAAUGGAAGCAUUAUCAUCUCCUGAAGUGGAAGCAUUAUCAUCUCCUGAAGUGGAAGCAUUAUUAUCUCCUGACGUGGAAGCAUUAUCUACUCCUGAAGUAGAAGCAUCUGGUGGAGAGGAAUUGCCCGAUACUGAUAGAGAAAAAGCCCCUGGUGUACAUGACGUAGAAUGGUUACUGGGAAACGAAGCUGUCAGUUGUCAGUUCAAAUCUAAAGAGAGUGUUGGGAGUUUAUGUGUCUCAUUUAACCUUUUGCAGAGUUUUGACACCGAGUAUGAAGAUGAUGAGGAGCAUCCAAUGGUAAGAGGCAUGACAAUACACAACAAUGUUAUUUAUCUUUCCGAUAGUGCAAAUGGCAAAAUUAAAUGCAUCUCUAAACUGGGGGCUUUAAAGGAAUGUGUGGCACCUAAAUACGAAGAUAGUUUUUCACCAUUUGCUGUUGCUGUCUGUAACAACGUCAUAGGCGCCGUGAAUGAAAAUUACUUAUAUCUGUUUGACGACAAUGGUAAGAUGAUAACCAAGGUUGUACUGGCUGCGAAGUGGCCCACCUAUCACGAACUGCGCUUCACGUUUGCCCUUGCGAACUACCAGAAUGAAGGUUUUAUUGUGGGGAACCUGCCUCAUGAUCAUUUUCGAAUAUACACCACAGACGGAACACUGCUAAAACGAUUUGUGAUGCUACACUUUCAUCCCUUGGCAAAUCUAAGCGUUGGUCGAAAUGGCCAUUUUGUCACAUGUGAGUGGGGAGAUGAUUCCGUCCGCGUUCGUAACACUGAUGGUAAGACCGUAACCUAUUGCCAAAUAGCAUCCUCGUGGAAAGCAGUCGCAGCUCACAUAAACCAAGCGGGUCUUAUCUUUGCUGUUGACAAUCUUCAAGCCGCCGUGUUUGUGUUCGACCAAAACGGGAGUCUUUUACACGAACACUCCACGAAAAGAGACGGUUUGUUUAAACCCGUAAAUCUUGCAUUUGACGAUGAAGGUUUAAUGUACUUGGUUAACACCCACGGGAACGUUAAUGUUUAUAGAAUUAAUGUUAGUACUUCCGUGUAGAAUUUCGUGGGCAAUAGGAUGAGCAGUACUACAUCAAAACAUUAUAAAGACUUUAUGCAAGUUUGUACUCGGAUGAAGUCAGUGGUUCGCAUUGUGUCAUUUAGUAUAAUGAAUGAAUGAAUGAAUGAAUGUUUAACGACACCCAUUCAUUUAUUCAUUCAUUCAUUCAUUCAUUCAUUCAUUCAUUCAUUAUAAGCACCCACAUCAUUUUAUAAUCAUUACGUACAAAACAAAAACCUGGAGCCAGUUGUUUAAAUGUUAGUUUGCGUAACCAGUCGUUAAGAGAUAUUAUCAAAACCUGAUAUCAAAGAACAAUUGAAAAGAUAUGUUGAAACUUGAAUUAGAACAGCAUAAAGUAUCUAUUCGUAAUUUUAAAUUGUUUUUUAUUUAAAUAUAUUUAAAUGACAAAUACCACGCUAACCUAAGGUUAGCUUAUCCAUGCUUUAAAGCCGCACACCCUAGUUCCAUCCAGCGAAAAUAAAUUAUAAUUUGGUUAAUCUACAAACCUGUAACACACUUAGAUCACGUUUUUAUCAAAUGGAGUGAAAAAGCA
Gigantopelta aegis is the source of this 2789-nucleotide messenger RNA. Its product is annotated as E3 ubiquitin-protein ligase TRIM56-like. Gene Ontology annotation, molecular function: ubiquitin-protein transferase activity; zinc ion binding. The coding region runs from base 107 to 2236 and encodes 709 amino acids. Gene Ontology annotation, cellular component: nucleoplasm; chromatin. The record is from RefSeq and is a predicted model, not a curated record. Gene Ontology annotation, biological process: positive regulation of DNA-templated transcription. The transcript has 2 exons. NCBI's taxonomy places the organism in Eukaryota, Metazoa, Mollusca, Gastropoda, Neomphalida, Peltospiridae.